Molecule: messenger RNA, 1664 nt
Organism: Boleophthalmus pectinirostris (great blue-spotted mudskipper)
Lineage: Eukaryota; Metazoa; Chordata; Actinopteri; Gobiiformes; Gobiidae
Gene: adsl
Product: adenylosuccinate lyase
Exons: 12
Coding region: 156-1595 (479 amino acids)
Biological process (GO): 'de novo' AMP biosynthetic process
Cellular component (GO): cytosol
Molecular function (GO): (S)-2-(5-amino-1-(5-phospho-D-ribosyl)imidazole-4-carboxamido) succinate lyase (fumarate-forming) activity; N6-(1,2-dicarboxyethyl)AMP AMP-lyase (fumarate-forming) activity
Source: RefSeq, a predicted model, not a curated record
AAAUUAGUGCCGUAAAAACCCUGCAGAUGCUCCAUGUGAACUUGGAGCCAAAGUAAAAGCCACCUCAGACGGCUUCUUGUGCAGCGUGUGUGCGUGUGUCAGCGUGUCUGUCUUGUAGGUGCUUGCAAAAAGAGAAAAACAGCCAUCUUUCAAACAUGGAAGACGAUUUUAUGAAGUAUCGUUCCCCGCUGGUCUCAAGAUAUGCAAGCAAAGAAAUGGCCUACAACUUCAGUGAUAGGAAGAAGUUCACUACCUGGAGGAAGCUGUGGAUUUGCCUGGCUAAAGCUGAGAAGGCUUUAGGUUUACCCAUUACAGAUGCUCAGAUCCAGGAGAUGGAGAGUCAUGUGGAGGACAUAGAUUUUGCCAUGGCUGCAGACGAGGAACGCAAGCUGAGACACGACGUCAUGGCUCACGUGCACACUUUCGCUCACUGCUGCCCGUCCGCUGCACCCAUCAUCCACCUGGGGGCGACGUCCUGCUACGUGGGGGACAACACGGACCUGAUUAUGCUGCGGGAUGGCUUUGACAUUCUGCUGCCUAAGCUGGCCAGAGUUAUCGACCGGCUGGCGAACUUUGCAGAAAAAAAUGCUGAUCUCCCAACGCUGGGGUUCACACACUACCAGCCAGCUCAGCUCACUACGGUGGGGAAGCGGGCGUGUUUGUGGCUGCAGGACCUGGCCAUGGAUAUGCGCAAUCUACAGCGAGCUCGCAAUGAUCUGAGGUUCAGAGGAGUCAAGGGGACCACCGGGACCCAGGCCAGCUUCCUGCAGCUCUUUCAGGGAGACCAUGACAAGGUAGAAGAACUGGACAGAAUGGUCACCGAGAUGGCUGGUUUUAAAAAAUCUUACCUGGUGACUGGACAAACAUACAGCCGCAAGGUGGACAUCGACUGCCUCUCUUGUUUGGCCAGUAUGGGAGCCACUGUGCACAAGAUUUGCACAGACAUCCGCCUCCUCGCUAACCUGAAGGAGAUCGAAGAGCCCUUUGAGAAAGAACAGAUAGGUUCUAGUGCCAUGCCUUAUAAGAGGAAUCCCAUGAGGGCAGAGCGUUGCUGUAGCUUGGCCCGUCACCUGGUGGCGCUCAUGGCUGACCCCCUGCAGACCGCCUCAGUGCAGUGGCUGGAGAGGACUCUGGAUGAUAGUGCCAACAGACGGAUCUCUCUGCCUGAGGCCUUCCUCACUGCAGACAUCAUUCUGAGCACCUUACAGAACAUCACCGAGGGGCUGGUGGUCUACCCCAAAGUCAUCGAGAGACACAUCCGCCAUGAGCUGCCCUUCAUGGCCACAGAAAACCUCAUAAUGGCCAUGGUGAAGGCCGGAGGAAACAGACAGGAUUGCCACGAGAAGAUUCGCGUCCUGUCCCAGCAGGCAGCAGCCGUGGUCAAACAGGAGGGAGGUGAUAAUGACCUGUUGGCCCGAGUCCAAGCUGACCCGUACUUCGCUCCGAUCUUGGGACAGCUGGACUCUCUGCUGGACCCCAAGACCUUCAUCGGCAGAGCCCCCCAGCAGGUGGCCCGGUUUCUGUCUGAGGAAGUGCGCCCUCUGCUGGAGCCAUACAAAUCUAAAAUGGAUGUCAAGAUUGAGCUGGAAUUGUGAUGUAAAUUAACUUGAAACAUGUAACUUUGACUUAGGCACUGGUAUUAAAUAAAAUUUAUAAAAAUUGCA